Didymodactylos carnosus is the source of this 519-nucleotide messenger RNA. The record is from the annotation of a GenBank genome assembly. Lineage: Eukaryota; Metazoa; Rotifera; Eurotatoria; Philodinida; Philodinidae.
AUGACUACAAGUGGUCCUUUCCAGCUAACUGGCAGUUCCAGUGAAGGUAGAUCAGCUGCCAAUCAUUUUAGACACGAUAAUCAGCUUCAAGAUUUUGAUGUUAUGUGGCAAAUUGGACAUAUUGAAACGGUAGAUCAACUAGUCGCAAUCGAUAAUGUGCCAGGAUUUGUUAAAAUUAAAUGGUCACCAAAUAUACUUCAAGCACAGGGAACACUUCCAGAAGAAAAUAGUUUUGUAAAUGGUUUCAAACUGACAUCUGUAAGAGAUAGUCACUUAAAAGAAAAUAUGCUUGAAUUUGUACAUGCUAAUCCAAAUUUACUCAAUGAAACAGUUAAACAACACUCCUAUACAGGAGAUGAAAGAACUGCAAGUGUCGCUCGAUCGACAACACUUAACUAUACGCAAACGGCCAGACAUUUCCAUGCAGCACUCAACUAUGUCGAAUAUGUACUGCUCAGCCAACCACCAAAUGAAGAAAAAAUGAAAAAUUUUAAACAACUUUGUGAAGCUGAUACAUGA